ACAAAACUCUAAACAUUUCCCAUCAAUCCACGAUCGCUGUGCUUUGUGCUCCCGAAUUGCGACCAGCUGGACUGGGGGGCAAUAUCAUUCCGAUAAGACAGCGCUCGGCUGCAUCUCAGUCGUUCGAUUGUCGCCAUGAAGUCGACCGGCCUAGGGCUGAUUCUGGCUUUAUUCGCCAUUCAGGCGUACGCCAAUGUUUACCAAGGGGGAGCAGCAGAUCUUCAUUAUAGAGCCAAAAGAGCUGCAAAGGAAUUGCAUGAUUGGGUAACUGCGGAACAGAAAGAAGUGCUUCUAGGGCUGUUCAGAGAUGAUCCACAGCAAUUUCACGACAAGACCGUAGAAUUGUAUAAGCAACUACCUCAAGAGAAACGAGAUGAGUGGGAUAAAUUCUACAAAAAAGCAUGCAUCGAAUGGAUCAUGGAGGUCACAACUAAAGAGGAGAGGAACGAACUGAAAGAGCUAAUAGAGAAAAAGGAUAAAGAAACUAUCAUGAAAAUGAUCCACACCUAUAGGGAACGUCUAUCAGAAGACAAUAGAAAAUGGGUUGAGAGAUUUGAGCCAGAAUGUCUCGAACUCUGGAAGGACGAUUUAUCACAAAAGCGACGAGAUCUUGAUAAGAACUUUGAUGAAUUCACAAAAUGGAUGACAGAAGAUCAGCGGAAAACAAUUUCGGAAAUGAAGGACUCUGGAAAAUCUGAUGAUGAUCUUCGAACAAAAGCUAAGGAAUAUUUUGAAGCUCUUCCAGCUGACAAACAAACCGAGUUGAAGGAGGAAUUCAAAGGAAAAUGCAAGGCAUUCUUCAAGAAAAUCUCAAAGCCCGAAGAGAUGGAAAAGAUGAAGACAUUGCACGAAGCCGGUAACGAUGAUGAGGUUCGUACAAUCGUAAAAGGCAUCAUUGGACGUCUCACCGGUGACGAGAAGACUCUCGCCGGCAAAAUGGAAGUGUUUUGCCAUGAUGUCUUUACUGCCAAAGCAAAGAGGAGACGAGACAUUGAUGAGAAAAUCAACAAGAGACUAUCAUGGAUGACAGCAGAUCAAAAAGAAGAAUGUUACAAGUGGAUGAACGAUGUGGCUACUGAACAUGAAAUUGCUGCUUUGCAUGAAAUGCACGAACGAGACCAUGAUGGUUGUAAGAAGAGAGUCAGAGAGUUUAUUGCGCGUUUGCCUGAUGACAGAAGGGCUGAAGUUGAGAAAAACCUUCCUUUCUGCGAAAAAGUUUGGUACGGUGACCACGAUCAUCAUGGUCAUGACCACCAUCACGGACACCACCGUCGCCAGAUUGCUGUGAGAAGACGUCGUCACUUGAAGGCCAUCGAUAAGUACCUGGACUGGCUGACCCCAGAACAGAGAAAUACGCUUGUGGACAUUGAGAAGAGUGGAGCAGAAUUUGACAGCGUCAUUGCAAAAGUGAAAGAGUUCUACGGUAAACUUGGUGAAGAGAAGAAAGCGGAACUCAAGGCAAAUUUCAAGUCACAAUGCUCUGCGUGGGUGAAAGAAGUGGCGACUCCGGAAGAGAUGGAAAAGAUCAAGGAAAUGCACAAAAACAAGGACCACGCCGAGCUCAAGAAGAAAUUGGCAGAGUUGGAGAACAGAUUGACGGAGGAACAGAAACACACCGUUGAGCAUGUUCGAGAAGUCUGUCUUGGUGUAUGGGAAAUUCAGAAUAGCCGCAGAAGAAGAGGUCAGGAAUACUUUACCCUAGAAAAAAUUCUUGACAACUACCUUACAUGGCUGACUGAUGCUCAAAAGGAGGAGCUGAAAUCUCUCAAAGCUGCAGGAAACAAAGACAAGAUUUAUGACAAAGUUCUUUCCUACUUAGACAACGCUUCAGGAGAACAAAGAAAGAAGGCUAUCGAAGAUUUGCAGAGCGGAUGCAAACACUACAUUAGAAAUAUUGUUGGUGACGAAAAGGCCGAUGAGUUCAAGCAAAUGAAGGAAAGCGGUGUUUCACCGGAUGAAAUUGCAAAGAAAAUCGAGGUGCUUGUUGAUGGACUCACGAAUGAGGAGGUAAAAGCACAAGCGAAGAAAGUUGCACCAGUUUGCAAAGCAGUCUAUUCUGCUGCUAAACGCUUCAGAAGGGAACAUCAUGAACACAAGUUGGACGAGGAAAUGAAGAAGUACUUAACGUGGCUUACAGCGGAUCAAAUGCACAAAACUGGAGGAGAAGUUUGA
Cylicocyclus nassatus is the source of this 2172-nucleotide messenger RNA. NCBI's taxonomy places the organism in Eukaryota, Metazoa, Nematoda, Chromadorea, Rhabditida, Strongylidae. The record is from the annotation of a GenBank genome assembly.